AUGCCCCCGGCGGCAGGUGGCCCGAGACCUGAGGCUCCCACUGGGCCCCCACCACCCUUGCUGCCCAAACCCGGAAAAGACAACCAGAGACUUCAGAAGCUACUAAGAAAAGCUGCUCGGAAGAAGAUGCUAGGAACAACUGCCACCUCACCUGGGGCCUUCCGUACCUCCCUGUCCCCCGUGAGUGAGGCCAGUCAUGACCUGGAGACCACAGUCCAACGUCCUGCUGAAGCCCCUCAGGUGGUGGUCUCCCUACCCCGCUCCCCACAUACCCCCAUUAUUCACCACGUGGCCUCACCCCUGCAGAAGUCCACUUUCUCUUUCAGCCUUCCUCAGCAAAGGUCUCUGGCAACUCAUUUCAAGGCAUCUCCUAGGCUUGAAGCCCCAGCCCCAGAAACUGCCUGGCCCCGCAGUGGCUUUGCCCAUGUAUCUGCCCCUACAGCAAGUGGUACCCACAUCACCCAAGUUCAUAUUCGGCUGUCAUCAUCCUUGCAUACUGGGACUUCUGAGUCCCCCAGGAUGGCCCUGGAUGGGGAUAAAAGCCCGUGUACUUCCAGCACCCAGCCUCUCAUCCCAGUAGCACAUAUUCGGCCACUGCCCACUGGGGUGCAAGCAGUCAGUCCUGGGCCUGAGGAGCCCCCUGUAACAAGAUCACCACCCAGUUUUCAGGCCUCAAUGUCUAGAGAGGCUGGUGGUAGGGUGGUGGUGCCCAUAGCCCCUACCUACCGCUCAUCUGGACCCUCACCUUAUAGCCCAGCUCCUACAGCUCCUGAAGAAGAACACCUAGAGGAGCUGCCCACAGCAAGGCUUGCUACGGAGGCUAAGCAUGCCUCCAGCCUCCCAGAAGCCUUGGGCCCCUCAGGCCUCCACCCAUGCCCUGUUCCCAAAGUUGCACCCAAGCCUUGCCUUAGUGGCUGGACACGCCUAAAGAAGCAGCUGAUGGAGGAGGCAGAGGAGCCUGCAUUUCCAGAGCCAGAGCUGAGCUUGGAGCCCACAAAGCCAGAGGUGCCAGCCCCUGUGUGCCCACAGCCCCCUGCCUCCAGGGCCUCGAGGAUGUGGGAUGCAGUGCUAUAUCGCAUGUCACUGGCUGAGUCCCGUAGAGGCCAACCUGUGGCGCCUGGAGAAGGAGGACACCCCCUGGCCUGCCUCAGCCGCCUGCCUUUUCUGUGCCGACCUCGCUUCAACGCCCGGAAGCUACAGGAGGCUGUCCGGCCCCCUCCUACCCUGCACCCCAUCCUGGAGCCGCAUUCCCAGCCCAAGAACUUCAACCGGACAGCAGCAGGUUGGAGGCUCCAGUGA
This is a messenger RNA of Onychomys torridus (southern grasshopper mouse), 1299 nucleotides long. Its product is annotated as proline-rich protein 33-like. NCBI's taxonomy places the organism in Eukaryota, Metazoa, Chordata, Mammalia, Rodentia, Cricetidae. The coding region runs from base 1 to 1299 and encodes 432 amino acids. The transcript has a single exon. The record is from RefSeq and is a predicted model, not a curated record.